This is a messenger RNA of Saccharomyces eubayanus, 336 nucleotides long. RefSeq names its product tubulin-binding prefolding complex subunit GIM4 (gene GIM4). The coding region runs from base 1 to 336 and encodes 111 amino acids. The record is from RefSeq and is a predicted model, not a curated record. Gene Ontology annotation, cellular component: cytoplasm; prefoldin complex. The transcript is spliced from 2 exons. Lineage: Eukaryota; Fungi; Ascomycota; Saccharomycetes; Saccharomycetales; Saccharomycetaceae. Gene Ontology annotation, biological process: protein folding. Gene Ontology annotation, molecular function: protein folding chaperone.
AUGGAACAAAGAAACAAUGUCUUCCAAGCAAAAUAUAACGAAUAUAAGCAAAUKUUAGAGGAGUUGCAAGCGAAGAUUAUAGAGUUGGGUCAUGACAAAGAUGAGCAUGAUAUUGUCCUUAAAACAUUGGAGGAUACUGAACCAAGAAGGAAAUGUUACAGGAUGAUAGGUGGUGCACUUGUGGAAAGUGAUGUUCAAACAAGUUUACCUAUCCUCAAAACCAAGAAGGAAAAUUUAGAAGGUACAAUCAGUAAGAUGAAAGAAACCUUAAUACAAACUGCACAAGAGUUUGAAAAAUGGAAAAAAGAUAACAAAAUUCAAGUUGUCAAAAACUAA